GCCGCCCGUCGCGCACGUCCAUUUUCAGGUAGUGCUUCUAGUCUAGUUAGUCGAUGCGUAGUCGAUAGUCGUCGAUUGUCUGAACCAGCGAGGGGUGCUUCUCGCGGGUGGGCCCAUGGAAGAGGAGUCCUCCUCUUCCGUGAACAUGCCCAGCCCGCGGGUCGCUGAGAUCAUACCCUUUUCACCUGAUCCGGGUAAAACCGGCGGAGGGACUGCUGUGAUGUACUUGGAGCUCAAUACGUGUCUUGUCCUGGCAGCAGCCUAACCAUCAUCAUGUUCGCCCUCGCCCGCUCGUCGCUCGCUGCUCGCUGCAUGUCCACUGUGGGCCCGCAUGCGCCCAAGAUUGUCCGCGCCGGCAAUGGACGGGUUCCGGACGAAGCGUGGCAAAAGGCCAACAACGCGCGUUCGACGCCCUUCGACGGCUACACCUUUGCCCCUGUCAAGGAGGCGGAGGUGUCCCGCGAAAUGACCACCCGUUACAUGAAGGACAUGUACGACUUUGCGGACUCGGAUGUCAUCAUCGCGGGCGCCGGGUCCGCCGGCCUCUGCGCCGCGUACGAACUCUCCAAGUACCCAAACAUCCGCGUCGCCAUCAUUGAGCAAAGCGUCGCGCCCGGCGGCGGCGCGUGGCUCGGCGGCCAGCUCUUCUCGUCCAUGAUUGUCCGCAAGCCCGCGCACCACUUUUUGGACGAGCUCGAGAUCCCGUACGACGUCAAGGAAGACCACGUCGUCAUCAAGCACGCGGCGCUCUUCACGUCGACCGUCAUGUCCAAGGUGCUCAAGGCCGACAACAUCAAGCUCUUCAACGCGACGGCCAUCGAAGAUCUCAUCAUCAAGAACGGUCGCGUCGGCGGUGUCGUCACCAACUGGACGCUCGUGACCCUCAACCACGGCACGCAGUCGUGCAUGGACCCGAACGUCAUGGAAGGCAAGGUCUUGAUCAGCGCGUGCGGCCACGACGGCCCCAUGGGCGCCUCGGGCGUCAAGCGCCUCCAGAACAUCGGCAUGGUCGAGAACAUCCCCGGCAUGGGCCCGCUCGACAUGGGCGCGGCCGAAGACGCGAUUGUCGCCGGCACCAAGGAGAUCGUCCCCGGCAUGAUUGUCGCCGGUAUGGAAGUGGCCGAGCUCGACGGCGCGCCGCGCAUGGGCCCCACCUUUGGCGGCAUGAUGAUCUCGGGCCAGAAGGCGGCGCACUUGGCGCUCGAAGCGCUCGGCAUCAAGAGCCACAUCAACCCCAACAUGUCGUUUGCCAUGUCGCCGGUCCGCAAGGCCGCGUAAGAACUAGUAGUUUUGUCGUACGAGGCAGCGUAAUGAAAUCUUCUUGUUGCCAA
This is a messenger RNA of Saprolegnia diclina VS20, 1331 nucleotides long. RefSeq names its product thiamine biosynthetic enzyme. Lineage: Eukaryota; Oomycota; Saprolegniomycetes; Saprolegniales; Saprolegniaceae. Bases 274 to 1278 code for a protein of 334 amino acids. The transcript has 2 exons. The record is from RefSeq and is a predicted model, not a curated record.